AUGGGUCACUGCUGUUCUAAAACAGACAAAAAUGAAAUCGCUGAGCCUUCUCAGGUUCCUCAGAAUAAUGCAAAUGCAGGCUUUGGCCCAGUAGACCCUUCACAAAUUGAAAAUCUUUCAAAUGGACGAAAUAAUGGAAAUCGGCCGAUUAAAAGGCACAGAGAUAGAGAUCAAGACCCCGAAAUAUUAUUUGACGAAAACAACGCACAUGGAGGCGCAGAUAAAGAGAAUUUCCCUGAAUAUUAUACUGAGAACUGCACAAUUUCAGGAGCAUGGUCAUACAAGCUCGACUCAGAGCAAACAGAAUUUCCACAAGAAAUUCAAGAUCAAAUAGAAAAAGCAUUUUUACGUGGAGAUCCCAAAACUGCAUUUAAAUUGCACGAUGAAGACGCAGAAGUUGUUUUUGCUGACGAUAAUUUAAUUAUUCACAAUUCAGCUGAAACAUCAGUUCAUCAUAUAGAAAGAACGCCAUUGAGAAAAGAAAUAUAUGGGUGGAUAUGCACUGAUAAAACUAUGAGGCCUAUUAUAAAAGAAAUAGAAGAUAUGCUAGGCUUUACAGGGGGAGUUUUUUCGUUCCAGCUUGAUGGAAAACCUUAUCAAGUUAAUAUCCCUAAGCAAGCUUUAUAUGAUAUGGAUUCAAAAAGGAAAAGAAAAAUAGUCUUACUUUAA
Molecule: messenger RNA, 669 nt
Organism: Blepharisma stoltei
Lineage: Eukaryota; Ciliophora; Heterotrichea; Heterotrichida; Blepharismidae
Source: the annotation of a GenBank genome assembly